AUGCAUCUCACGUCCGUCAUCCCCCUGCUCGCCGCCGCAGCAACUCCCAUCAUGGCCCUCGGCAAAGCCACCGUCGUAAACAACUGCGCAACCGAAGUCUCCGUCUGGUCCGUCGGCGGCGACGUCCGCGCCGCGGGGCCCCUAGCCGCCAAGGGCGGCUCCUACAGCGAGACCUUUGCCCGGGACCCCGUCACGGGCGGCCGGGCCUUGAAGGUCACCCUCGCGCGCGAUGGCCUGUACACGGGCGCGCCGCAGCUUGUCUACGCGUAUAACCUGGACGGCGCCGAUGUGUGGUACGAUCUGAGCACCCUCUUCGGGGACGGGUUCAAGGGGAGCAAGAUUGUUGUUGCGAGUAGGCUGGCGAGCUGUCCGGCUAUUGUUUGGGAGGGCGGGGUGAGUCCCGGGGGCAGUAAGGUCAAGGUUUGUACGGCGGAGCAGGACGUUGUUUUGACGCUUUGCGCUUGA
Messenger RNA from Colletotrichum orchidophilum, 465 nucleotides. Its product is annotated as Bys1 family protein. The record is from RefSeq and is a predicted model, not a curated record. Bases 1 to 465 code for a protein of 154 amino acids. Lineage: Eukaryota; Fungi; Ascomycota; Sordariomycetes; Glomerellales; Glomerellaceae. The transcript has a single exon.